This is a messenger RNA of Chaetomium fimeti, 2061 nucleotides long. RefSeq names its product HSF-type DNA-binding-domain-containing protein. The coding region runs from base 69 to 2024 and encodes 651 amino acids. Gene Ontology annotation, molecular function: phosphorelay response regulator activity; sequence-specific DNA binding; DNA-binding transcription factor activity. The transcript has 5 exons. Gene Ontology annotation, biological process: regulation of DNA-templated transcription; phosphorelay signal transduction system. The record is from RefSeq and is a predicted model, not a curated record. NCBI's taxonomy places the organism in Eukaryota, Fungi, Ascomycota, Sordariomycetes, Sordariales, Chaetomiaceae.
GAAUCCUUCGCACCAACAUCCCCCGGCCGCCCCUUUGACCGACACGUACUCACCCAUGACGUCGCAGGAUGCUCGAGGACCCCUCGUACAAUUCGGUAGUACGAUGGAAUGCCGAGGGUGAUAGCUUUGUGGUUUUGGAGAACGAAAAAUUCACCAAGACCAUCCUCCCGAAACACUUCAAGCACAGCAACUUCGCCAGCUUCGUCCGCCAAUUAAACAAGUACGACUUCCAUAAAGUCCGGCACAACGAGGAGAGUGGCGAAUCACCCUACGGGCGGGAUGCAUGGGAGUUCCGGCACCCCGAGUUUAGGGCGGACAGGAAAGAUAAUCUGGAUAACAUUCGGAGGAAGGCCCCGGCUCAGAGGAAAGUCGCCCCGCCGGCCGACGAUGCAUUCCCAGCAUCGCAGCAGAUCGUGGUCCUGGGCGAGUCGCUCUCGGCGUCCCAGCAUCAGAUUCAGGCUUUACAACAACAGUACUAUGAACUCGAAAAGACAAAUAAGCUGCUUGUUAGCGAGGUUCUGAGUUUGCAAAAGAUUGCUCGGGCCCAGAGCCAGGCAUCAAACGAGCUGAUCACGCAUCUGAACAAUGUCGAGGACCGCCGACGGAACAGCCGUCACUCGGCCCAGUCUAGCCACUCGACCCAGACAGGCCAGAACUUCCACGCGGGGGCGAUGGGUUUCUUGCCGGAUGGGGCGGACGAGCCGGCACCCGAGUUGCGGCGAGCCAGGGAGAUUCUCAACGGCGUGUCCCCGGACGUCCAAGCGGAUAGGGAACUGGAGAGGCUCUCCAUGGCAUACAACCAAAACGGAUCGCCGGCCGAUUCGGCCGGGUCGUCCUCUGUCAUGUUUGCCCACCCUGGCCCGAGUAUGCCGCUCGUCGACCCCUUAAACGACCCGCGGCACAUGGUGUACCCGGUUGGGCAGACGACGGGCAUUGACCCCUUCCACGCGGACCAUAUUCACAACAUCCCCUACAGCCGGCCCUUGAGCAACCCCAACAUCCAGGCGGAAGCUCCGUCACAAAUGGGCUCAUCGCUGAAAGAACAGCUGGGGACCCUGUGGCGCGGCAAGAAGCCGCAUAUCCUGCUCGUCGAGGAUGAUAAAACGUGCGCUAGGAUAGGGUCCAAGUUCCUAACCAACAUGGACUGCAGCGUCGACACUGCCGCCGACGGUCUCCUCGCCGUCGAGAGCGUCAACCAAGACGCCGAGCGGUUCGAUCUCAUCUUCAUGGACAUUAUCAUGCCCAACCUCGACGGCGUGUCCGCUACAGCCAUGAUUCGAGUUGUCGCCCCGCACGUCCCCAUCGUGGCUAUGACGUCGAACAUCCGACAAGAAGACAUCGCGACCUACUUCCAGUUCGGUAUGAACGACGUCCUCGCGAAACCCUUCACCCGCGAAGGCAUGGUUCGUAUUCUCCGUAAGCACCUUACCCGUAUGCUCAAAGACCCGCAAUCCGGCGGCCUCGUCGGAGGCGACGACCUCGGCCAAACCGGCUCCGGUGGACACGGCGGCCCUCCUCACCCGGGGGGCUACGGCCCCGCCGCGAUGGGGGGUAUGCCCCAGGUCAAGUUCGAGCACACACCGAUCCAGUCGCCCUCUACCGCCUCGUCGUGGCACUCCCCGAGCCAGAUGCACCAGACCUCGCCCAACCUCGACGGCACGACCGGCGGACCCGGCGGCGGAUACAUGGGCGCUGUCGGCGGCGGGCCCGGCGGCAUGGUGCUCACCCCGGGCGGCUCGCAGCGCCCGCCCUCCCAGACACAGCAUCACCCCCACAGCCAGCACCAGCACCAGCACCAGCACCAGCAGGGCGGCUAUGGCGGGUAUAUGACGCCGCAGCAGGCGGCGCAAGCGCAGGCGGCACAGGCACAGGCCCAGGCCCAGGCGAUGCGCGGAAUGGCGGAGAACGCCCGCAUGGCGGGCAUGCAGGUCGCCGGCAGCUCCACCGAGGACCGGCCCGAGAAGCGGCAGCGGUUAUACGGACCCGUGCCGGGGCAGGGCGGCGGCGGCGGGUAUGUGCAAUAAGCGACAGUUUGACCGGUGGUUGUUCCUCCGCAUCGGG